AGAUGACUCAAUGAUGCGAACAGCAUCGCAAUUGGAACACCAAAUCACACAACCCUGGUGGAUGACAUUAAUUAACGAUUGAAAGCACCUUUCGUGAAAUUCGUACUCCUUUUCCGGCCGUGACGAUGGCUUCUCUAGACCUUUCGCGACCGACCCUCUUCACACCUGAGGAUCUGGAGUCCAGACCAGCAUUACUCGAUGAUAUUACGGGCCUAAUAAACGAUGCUUUCACAAGGUCAAAACUCUCAGAACCAGAAAAAUGGGAAGGCGCACAUCGCAAACGAUUUCCAAAUCAUGAAACAUAUCUCGAAAUGCUGGGUGACGAAGGCGUUGUAACUGCUAUAUUCGAUGACAGCAAGAUCGUUGCUGUCGCGGCUGCAGUACCUUGGAAAGGUGGCUGGAAGAAGGAGGGUGCUGAUGUUGAAGACGGAUGGGAAAUCAAGGCGGUCGCGGUACACGGUAAUGCAAAAUACUUACAUCGCGGUCUUGCUGUGCAGCUAUACACAUCCUCGGAGCAGUGUCUUGUUCAUAAAGAAAGGAAAAAACUCUUGACGACGAAAGAUGUAGGAAGUACAAUAACUGGGCAUGUCUCACUUUGGAUCUUGGCAGCGGAGUGCAUCAACGGAGCGUAUUGGCGAAAAAGAGGAUAUCGCGAGGUUCGAAGAGAUACAUGCGGUCCGGGGACUUGGGGAUGUUUGACGAGCUUUGAGAUGGUUGUCUUACAGAAAGAACUGACUUUCGACCUGGACAUGAGUUUCUAAAAGGGAGGAUUUGAACCUUGGAGUGAAGACGCAUCGCGCUGCCAAUUUGCGACUACCAGUUUGCGAGAAUGGCAGCACUUUAGUUGCACGUGUUGCUUGCUCAUACAGAGAUACUAUUUAGAUGUCGCAGAAUCUGACUUCG
Messenger RNA from Paraphaeosphaeria sporulosa, 903 nucleotides. RefSeq lists its product as uncharacterized. The record is from RefSeq and is a predicted model, not a curated record. Lineage: Eukaryota; Fungi; Ascomycota; Dothideomycetes; Pleosporales; Didymosphaeriaceae. The transcript has a single exon. The coding region runs from base 126 to 761 and encodes 211 amino acids.